This is a messenger RNA of Lecanosticta acicola, 746 nucleotides long. The record is from the annotation of a GenBank genome assembly. Lineage: Eukaryota; Fungi; Ascomycota; Dothideomycetes; Mycosphaerellales; Mycosphaerellaceae.
AUGCAUUCCGCCAGCGUCCAAGUCACCAUCGCUUUGCUCCCAGCCUUGGGAGCGGCGACCCGCUUCCUGGCUGGUGGUGCUGACCAGGCCGCCAUGCUGUACAGCGCCGGCUCCGGCCAGAACGAGCAGUCUGCGAACCCCGACUACCACCACAACGCGGGCAACGCCAACGGAGUCAACGACUGCGGUGUCUCUUCUUUCGUCGGGCUUUCACUCCCCAGCACCAGCCAGGCUGACGUGAACGACUGCUAUGCUAUGCUGCAGAAGAUCCAGCAGGACGAAGAAUGGACCUUGAGCCAGGAAGGUGUUGUCGCUAUCAACGGCCAAGACAACCCCAAUGUCAGCCCAAUCAUCGUCCAAGAAGGCUCUUGUAAGUCGCAUACCUACCAAUUUGAGACGUACGCCAUAAGCUAACACCUCGUCUAGGUACCUUCAGCGCCGUCGUGUCUCGUGAUGGCCAAAACGACAACCUCCGUGCAGCUUUGGGUAACGCUGAUGUGAUUGACCUCGUGUCCGAUUCCAUCAAAAAGUACGCUGUCAACGGAAAGGUCGGCUGCCAAGGAGGCUUCAAUCAGUACUCGGUCGCCUCUGCUGGUGCCAUGCCUUGCGACAAUCCCAAUUACCGUCAAGGUGAUCAAGUCAACGUCGAUUGGACUCUCGCGGCCUCUGCCCCAGAUGCCCAGGAGUUGAACAACGCCGACGUUGGUAGCUUCCCGGGCCAGCUUUCUGGUGGCGGCAGCUACUAG